GCGUGUGUCAACCACACUCUUCAUCUUCUUCUUCAUUCAUUAUUUUCUAUAUAUUUCUUAUUACUCUUUUCCAUUUUCAUGGCAUCAAAUCAGGCUUCCCUCAAUCACACCAACAAACAAGUCUUUCAUAGCAACAACAACAAUGACCUUGAGCAACAAGCAACAACAACACCACUUGAGAUCAUUGAAACCAAGAAGGAGGAAGAAGAAGAAGAAGAAGAUUUCUUUGACUACUCAAGAAGAUCUCAAUGGCUACGUGCUGCUGUUCUUGGAGCCAAUGAUGGGUUGGUCUCAACAGCAUCACUAAUGAUGGGUGUUGGAGCAGUGAAACAAGACAUCAAAGCCAUGAUCCUCACCGGUUUUGCAGGCUUAGUUGCCGGCGCUUGCAGCAUGGCCAUAGGUGAGUUUGUGUCUGUCUACUCGCAACUCGACGUUGAACUCGCUCAAAUGAAGAGGGACAAAGAAAGAGGAAACAACAACAACAACAAUUCUGAAGAAGAAGAAGAAGAAGAAGAAAGAUUGCCAAACCCUUUACAAGCAGCAGCAGCAUCAGCUUUGGCAUUUUCUAUUGGUGCAAUGGUGCCAUUGCUUUCUGCUUCUUUCAUAAGAGAAUAUAAGGUGAGGCUUGGUGUGGUUGUGGCUGCUGUAACCUUUGCUUUGGUUCUGUUUGGUUGGUUAGGUGCUGUUCUUGGUAAGGUUCCUGUUUUUAGGUCUUCUUUAAGGGUUCUUCUUGGUGGUUGGAUGGCCAUGGCUAUUACUUUUGCUCUUACCAAGUUGAUAGGAUCAAGUGCUCUUUAAUUAUUACUUUGUCAUAUUAUGUUAAUUAUUCUAUAAACACCCUUUGUUAUUUACUACCUAUUUGAUAUAUAUGUUAUUUUCAAAUUUUAAGAUAUUCUUAAAUCAACAAUGUAUUAAAGGAAGGCACUCAUGCAUUUCCUUGUCUUUUUACUAGAAAUGAUUAGAUGAGAGCAUAUAAGUUGAAGAAAAUUAAAGUUGUCUUGUUACUUAGCAUAAAAUGAGGGUAAGGCUUUGUAGUGUUUCAAAGCCUUUUGUAAUUGGUAAAGACUCAGGUGCAGUCCACUUCACGUGAAGUUGAUAGUUGAGAGGUGUUAGAUGAAAAUUUAGUCAAAUCAAUCAAAUCAUCUAACAACUCUCGAUUAUCAACUUCACGUAAAUUCGACUGUACUUGAGUUUCCCCUUUAUAAUUUGUAUACAAGAAGUGCUUCUUUUCAUGUAUGAUAA
Messenger RNA from Arachis stenosperma, 1242 nucleotides. Its product is annotated as vacuolar iron transporter homolog 3-like. Gene Ontology annotation, biological process: intracellular manganese ion homeostasis. Bases 79 to 798 code for a protein of 239 amino acids. Gene Ontology annotation, molecular function: manganese ion transmembrane transporter activity; iron ion transmembrane transporter activity. The transcript has a single exon. The record is from RefSeq and is a predicted model, not a curated record. Gene Ontology annotation, cellular component: membrane. Lineage: Eukaryota; Viridiplantae; Streptophyta; Magnoliopsida; Fabales; Fabaceae.